GCUGCCCCCUUUCCCACCAUUUGAAUUCAUGAACGGAAGGUAGGCAGUACCCAUGACAGUUUUUACGACGCCGCAACUAUGGCGGAUGCUGCAGCGAGACAGCUCCAGUACGAGUAUAAAGCGAAUUCCAAUCUCGUUUUACAAGCUGACGUUCGGUUAAUAGAAAGACGUAGCAGAGAUGAAGCCACAGGUGAGGUUAUGUCCCUUGUGGGCAAACUUGAUGGUACUCGCAUGGGUGACAGAGCACAACGUACUAAACCGGGAAAAGCUGAAGAGCGUAAAGUAAAGCGUCAGAAACGUGAUGAAGCACAAUAUGAUUUUGCACGAAUGAAGGGAGCAACAUUGCUUUCCGAGGGUGUUGAUGAAAUGGUUGGAAUUGUAUAUCGUCCAAAGACUCAAGAAACACGUCAAACAUAUGAAGUAUUAUUGAGUUUUAUUCAAGAAGCAUUGGGUGAUCAACCAAGAGAUAUUCUUUGUGGUGCUGCUGAUGAGGUCUUGGCUGUAUUGAAAAAUGACAGACUCAAAGAAAAGGAAAAGAAAAAAGAAACUGAACUUUUGCUUGGAUCAUUGGCAGAAGAGAGAUUUGCAUUAUUAGUGAAUUUAGGAAAGAAAAUAACAGACUUUGGAAGCGAUGAAAAGAGUACCACUAAUGAGGAAAAUAUUGACGAAACCUAUGGGAUCAAUGUUCAGUUUGAGGAAAGUAGUGAGGAAGACGAUGAAGAUGUUUAUGGAGAAGUAAGAGAUAAUGAUGAUGAUGGUGAUGAAGGUGAAGAAGCUAAUGAUGACAGAGCCAUUCAUGCUGAAAAUCUUGGUGGUGCCGAGGAAAUGAAAAAAGAAAAAACUUUGCACCCAUUGGAUAUUGAUGCAUAUUGGCUUCAGCGAAGGCUGAGUAGAAUAUAUGAUGAUGCUAUGGUUUCACAAGCAAGAGCUGCUGAAGUAUUAGCUGUUUUGAGGGAUGCUGGAGAUGAUCGAGAUUGUGAAAAUCAACUUGUGCUCUUGUUGGGUUAUGAUUGCUUUGAUUUCAUCAAACAACUUAAAAAAUAUAGGCACAUGAUUGCAUAUUGUACAAUGUUGGCGUCGUCUCAAUCGGAAUCCGAACGUCAAAAGAUACGUAAUAAAAUGAACGAUGAUCCCGCACUUGCCAAGAUCUUACGUCAACUGGAUACUGGCAAGGGUGACGAUGAGAAUGAUGAUACGAUGGAAGCCAGAGCUCAACGUAAAAGGAGAGAAGAAAAUGAAGAUCAAGGUGGACCUGGUGGGCAAGUUCAGGGUACUAGGAACCUAAUCGAUUUGGAAGAUUUAGUAUUUGCGCAAGGAAGUCAUUUUAUGGCUAAUAAACGAUGUCAGCUACCAGAUGGUAGUUUCAGAAAACAACGAAAAGGAUACGAGGAAGUUCACGUUCCUGCCUUAAAACCAAAGCCAUUUACUGAGAACGAGAAAUUGCUUCCUAUUGAGCAACUACCGAAAUACGUCCAGCCUGCCUUUGAGGGCUUCAAGACACUAAACAGGAUUCAGAGUCGCUUGCACCAUACAGCUUUGGAGAGCGAUGAAAAUCUUCUACUCUGCGCACCUACAGGUGCUGGUAAAACAAAUGUUGCUUUGUUAUGUAUGAUGCGUGAGAUUGGCAAACACAUAAACGCCGACGGUACUAUUAACGCCGACGAGUUUAAAAUAAUCUACGUCGCCCCAAUGCGUUCAUUGGUACAAGAGAUGGUCGGUAAUUUCGGCAAGAGGCUGGCGUCGUACAAUUUGACCGUAUCCGAGUUGACUGGUGAUCACCAGUUGACCCGAGAACAAAUAGCAGCAACCCAAGUAAUUGUCUGCACUCCUGAGAAGUGGGAUAUCAUUACAAGAAAAGGUGGAGAGAAGACAUUCACGUCGCUCGUUCGGCUAGUGAUAAUCGACGAAAUUCAUCUUUUACACGACGAAAGAGGUCCAGUCUUAGAGGCGUUGGUUGCCAGGACGAUUAGGAAUAUCGAAACUACUCAAGAAGAUGUGCGACUGGUUGGCCUGUCCGCUACUUUGCCAAAUUACCCAGAUGUAGCAGCGUUUUUACGAAUUAAACCGGAGACAGGACUAUUCUAUUUCGACAACAGUUUCAGACCGGUCGCCCUGGAGCAACAAUACAUUGGUGUAACUGAGAAGAAAGCCCUCAAACGUUUCCAAGUAAUGAAUGAGAUUGUGUACGAAAAGACAAUGGAACACGCUGGCAGAAAUCAAGUUCUGGUGUUUGUGCAUUCGCGAAAGGAAACUGGAAAGACUGCACGAGCAAUCCGCGAUAUGUGCUUGGAGAAAGAUACACUGGGUCAGUUUCUAAGGGAAGGUUCCGCAUCGAUGGAAGUCCUGAGAACAGAAGCUGAACAAGUAAAGAAUCAAGAACUCAAGGAUUUACUUCCUUAUGGAUUCGCUAUUCAUCACGCCGGGAUGACGAGAGUUGACAGAACUCUAGUUGAAGAUUUAUUUGCCGACAGGCAUAUACAAGUUCUGGUGUCCACGGCUACUCUGGCUUGGGGUGUUAAUUUACCAGCUCAUACAGUUAUAAUUAAAGGAACGCAGGUUUACAAUCCUGAAAAAGGUAGAUGGGUUGAACUUGGUGCUUUGGAUGUUCUGCAAAUGUUAGGACGUGCUGGUCGGCCUCAAUACGACACCAAAGGCGAGGGUAUUCUUAUAACAAAUCACAGUGAAUUACAGUACUAUUUGUCACUCCUUAAUCAACAACUUCCUAUCGAGUCACAAUUAAUUACCAAAAUGUCUGACAUGUUGAAUGCUGAGGUUGUUCUUGGUACCAUUCAGAACAUCAGAGACGCUGUCACUUGGCUCGGUUAUACUUAUCUCUACAUCAGAAUGCUACGGUGUCCCACUCUGUAUGGAAUAAGUCAUGACAAGCUUAAGGAGGAUCCUCUCCUGGAAAUGCACAGGGCGGACUGUAUUCAUUCUGCGGCUGUUGCAUUGGAUCGCAGUGGUUUAAUUAAAUACGACAGGAAGUCAGGAAAUUUCCAGGCUACAGAAUUGGGAAGGAUUGCUUCUCAUUAUUACUGCACCCACGAAACUAUGUCGACAUACAAUCAACUGUUGAAAAGAACUUUGAGCGAGAUAGAACUAUUCAGGGUGUUUUCGCUGUCGAGUGAGUUCAAGAAUAUCAACGUCCGCGAGGAAGAGAAAUUAGAAUUGCAGAAACUCAUGGAGAGAGUGCCGAUUCCGAUAAAGGAAAGCAUUGAAGAACCAAGUGCUAAGGUUAACGUGCUUUUACAAGCAUAUAUCUCGCAACUGAAGCUAGAAGGUUUUGCGUUAAUGUCAGACAUGGUUUUCGUGACUCAGUCAGCAUCUCGAUUGAUGAGAGCAAUCUUCGAAAUUGUGUUGUUCCGCGGUUGGGCUCAGUUAGCAGAUAAGUGUUUAUCAUUGUGCAAGAUGAUAGAUCGAAGAAUGUGGCAGUCCAUGUCUCCACUGAGACAAUUCAGAAAGAUGCCAGAAGAAAUUGUUAAGAAAAUCGAAAAGAAGAACUUCCCUUGGGAGCGUCUCUAUGACCUGGGGCCCAAUGAGAUCGGUGAAUUGAUUCGAGUACCAAAAUUAGGAAAAACAAUUUACAAGUAUAUCCACCAGUUUCCUAAAUUGGAAUUGUCGACGCAUAUUCAACCUAUCACCAGAUCUACUCUUCGCGUUGAACUCACCAUCACACCUGACUUUCAGUGGGACGAAAAGAUUCACGGUGCAUCCGAAGCUUUUUGGAUACUAGUCGAGGACGUUGAUUCUGAAGUGAUACUGCAUCAUGAGUUCUUCUUGCUAAAAGCCAAAUACGCGAGUGAUGAACAUCUUAUUAAGUUUUUCGUACCAGUCUUUGAACCAUUACCACCACAGUAUUUCCUGAGAGUAGUGUCAGACAGAUGGAUUGGCGCUGAGACUCAACUUCCAGUAAGUUUUCGGCAUUUGAUUUUGCCAGAGAAGAAUCUCCCGCCGACUGAGUUAUUGGACCUACAACCUUUGCCCAUCACAGCUUUGCGGAAUUCUAAGUUCGAGAAUUUAUACGUUGACAAGUUCCCACAGUUCAAUCCAAUUCAAACGCAAGUAUUUAAUGCGGUGUAUAAUUCCGAUGACAACGUAUUUAUCGGGGCUCCCACGGGAUCCGGUAAGACUACUAUUGCAGAGUUUGCUGUUCUGCGUUUAUUAACACAGAAUUCUGAAGGUCGUUGCGUCUAUAUGGUCAGUAAAGAAGCCUUGGCAGAAUUGGUUUAUGCGGAUUGGCUUGUUAAAUUCAAUCAACAACUUGGUCGCAAAGUCGUUCUUUUGACUGGAGAAACCGGAACGGAUUUGAAGCUUCUGGCUAAAGGACAGAUUAUCAUUACAACAGCAGACAAAUGGGACGUACUUUCUCGUAGAUGGAAACAAAGAAAAAAUGUACAAAAUAUUCAACUCUUUAUUGUGGAUGAGUUACAGCUGAUAGGCGGUGAAGAGGGACCAGUACUGGAAGUUGCGUGCUCCAGAGCAAGAUACAUCUCUUCUCAAUUGGAUAAACCAACCAGGAUAGUAGCACUCUCAGCUUCAUUGGCAGAUGCCAAAGAUGCAUCACAGUGGCUAGGUGCUCCGGCAGCAGCAACCUUUAACUUUCAUCCUUCCGUUAGGCCCAUCCCGUUGGAACUUCACGUCCAGGGUGUAAAUAUUACUCACAAUGCAUCAAGACUAUCCGCCAUGGCGAAACCAGUGUACAAUGCUAUAUUGCGUCAUGCACCCCAUAAACCAGCCAUAGUCUUUGUACCUACUAGAAGACAGGCACGGCUGACAGCCAUCGACUUGCUCACAUUCACAGCUGCGGAAGGGCAGCCAUCUAAAUUUUUCCAUGCCGAAGAAGCUGAUAUUAAACCAUUUUUGGAUAGAAUGAGCGACAAAACUCUGAAGGAGACUUUAUCACAAGGCGUUGCUUACCUUCAUGAAGGUCUAUCGGCCGAUGAUCGUCAUCUCGUUGAACAGUUAUUUGACAGCGGUGCUAUACAAGUGGCAGUGGCUACGCGAGAUCUCUGCUGGGGAUUGUCAAUUAGUUCUCAUCUUGUUAUUGUCAUGGAUACUCAGUGUUAUAACGGGAAAACGCACGCUUACGAGGAUUAUCCUAUAACCGAUGUUUUGCAAAUGGUCUCGCGCGCUAAUAGACCCCUGGAAGACGACGACGCUAAAUGUGUCUUACUUUGUCAGAGUUCGAAGAAGGACUUCUUUAAAAAGUUUCUAAACGAACCAUUACCCGUCGAAAGUCACUUGGAUCAUAGACUGCAUGAUCACUUCAAUGCAGAGAUUGUAACAAAAACUAUAGAGAACAAGCAAGACGCCGUUGAUUAUUUGACCUGGACCUUCUUGUAUCGAAGAUUAACUCAAAAUCCAAAUUAUUAUGGUCUACAGGGUGUGACACACAGACACCUGUCAGACCACUUAUCCGAAUUGGUCGAGAGUACUCUAAGUGAUUUGGAACAAGCCAAAUGCGUCGCUGUUGAAGAUGAAAUGGACACACUGCCGCUAAAUCUUGGCAUGAUAGCCGCGUACUACUAUAUUAAUUAUGCCACUAUAGAAUUAUUCAGUUUAUCUCUAAAUAACAAAACAAAGAUCAGAGGUCUGCUGGAGAUCAUCUCAGCUGCUGCUGAGUACGAGAACGUUCCUGUAAGACAGCGAGAAGAAAAUUUGCUGAGAAGUUUAGCAGCCAGAUUACCACAUGCUCCACAAGUCAACAGAAUGGCUGAUCCACACGUGAAGGCACAGCUAUUACUGCAAGCUCAUUUAUCAAGGAUUCAACUGGGUCCUGAACUACAGAAGGAUACAGAACUUGUUCUCGGAAAGGCCGUACGCCUGAUUCAAGCUUGCGUCGAUGUCCUCAGCUCAUCCGGUUGGUUGGCACCAGCUGUUGCUGCCAUGGAACUGGCUCAAAUGGUCACACAAGCCAUGUGGUCUAAGGAUUCGUACUUGAAGCAAUUACCACACUUCGCAGGGGACACUAUAAAACGCUGUACAGACAAAGGAGUGGAAACUGUCUUUGAUGUCAUGGAAUUGGAGGAUGAUGACAGGAAUAGGCUUCUACAAUUGACAGAUUCGCAAAUGGCUGACGUUGCCAAAUUCUGCAAUCGUUAUCCUAAUAUUGAAAUGUCUUAUGAAGUUCAAGAUAAAGAUAAGCUGCGCAGUGGUGGUACAGUUAACGUUGUCGUUCAAUUGGAAAGAGAGGAUGAAGUGACAGGACCGGUGGUUGCGCCAUUCUUCCCACAGAAGAGAGAAGAGGGUUGGUGGGUCGUCAUCGGAGACCCCAAGACAAAUUCUUUGUUAUCUAUCAAAAGGUUAACUCUUCAACAAAAGGCCAAAGUUAAGUUAGAUUUUGUUGCCCCUGCGCCAGGUCAACAUUCCUAUACUUUGUACUUCAUGAGCGACGCUUACCUGGGAUGCGAUCAAGAGUACAAAUUUACCAUCAACGUCGGAGAAUACGAAUCAGAUGCUAGUUCGGGUUCAGAGUCCGAUUAAAUAAAUUGUUUGAUUCCUACAUUUUUUAUAAAUUUGAAUCACCUGCUGCUUUCGUUCAGGAGCACAUUAUCAAGUCACGCUGUAAUUACCUGAAUUGCGACAUCCUUCAGUUGUUCUAUUCGAUUCCAUAAAUGUCUCUUUUAAUUGGAUUCCCAGGAGAGUUCUAAAACUUGUUCGCUCUAGAAAAGAAAAAUUGUGGGCGUGGUGAGUUUAUUUUUCACACUAUAGAAAACGUACACGAUAUAUAUCCUCUGUAUUUUUUAUUAGGACUUAACUGCUAAUGUAAGGUAUCCGUUAACAAAGAGUUGUAAGUAUUGAUGUCCGUGAUUGUAAUACUGAAAUGAAAAAAAAAAAUAUUAAAAAUAAGAAAACUA
This is a messenger RNA of Cephus cinctus (wheat stem sawfly), 6857 nucleotides long. RefSeq names its product putative U5 small nuclear ribonucleoprotein 200 kDa helicase (gene l(3)72Ab). Bases 79 to 6483 code for a protein of 2134 amino acids. Gene Ontology annotation, molecular function: ATP binding; ATP hydrolysis activity; nucleic acid binding. Lineage: Eukaryota; Metazoa; Arthropoda; Insecta; Hymenoptera; Cephidae. The record is from RefSeq and is a predicted model, not a curated record. The transcript has 6 exons. Gene Ontology annotation, cellular component: nucleus.